This is a messenger RNA of Hevea brasiliensis (rubber tree), 2705 nucleotides long. RefSeq names its product probable cinnamyl alcohol dehydrogenase 1. The transcript is spliced from 7 exons. Gene Ontology annotation, molecular function: oxidoreductase activity, acting on the CH-OH group of donors, NAD or NADP as acceptor. Lineage: Eukaryota; Viridiplantae; Streptophyta; Magnoliopsida; Malpighiales; Euphorbiaceae. The record is from RefSeq and is a predicted model, not a curated record. Bases 332 to 1279 code for a protein of 315 amino acids.
CGCAAAUAUCUUUCUCUCACCUUUCAUUUUGGUGCUCGUGUGUGUUUCUUGUUUUUUCGUUCUCUACUUCUGCAUAUCAUAUCAGAUCAAGUCUUUUAAAGAAUAAGAACCUGUAUCAUGUAAACUCACUACUAUAAAUCUAUUACUCUGCAAAUGUUUUAUGGUUGAAUGGUAAACACUCAACAAAGAGUUCUGAAAGUACAGUAGAAGGGGACUGGCUUGCAUGGGCUGCAAGAAAUUCACCUGCGUGUUCUAUAACCUUUCAAGUUCAGCCGAAGGGCUGUUGCCAGAGAUGAUGUUUCACUAAAAAUUACACAUUGUGGAAUCUGCCAUGCUGAUGUUGGCUGAAGUAGGAAUAAGCUUGGAGAUUCAAUGUAUCCUUUGGUGCCAGGCUGAAUGCAGACAUGAGAUUGUUGGAAUUGUAAAAGAGGUUGGUUCAAAUGUUAGCCGAUUUAAGGUUGGUGACCAUGUAGGAGUAGGAACUUAUGUCAACUCAUGCAAAGAAUGCGGGUAUUGUAAUGAUAGGGAAGAAGUUAACUGUGUGAAAGGAAUAGUUUUAACAUUUAAUUGGAUUGAUUUGGAUGGAACAAUCACAAAGGGUGGAUAUUCUAGCUACAUUGUUGUCCAUGAAAGGUACUGCUUUAGGAUACCUGAUGACUAUCCUUCGGCCUUAGCAGCACCUUUGCUAUGUGCUGGAAUUACUGUUUACAAUUCUAUGAUGCGGCGUGGGAUGAACCAACCUGGAAAGUCUCUAGGAGUGAUUGGUCUAGGUGGUCUUGGUCACAUGCCAGUUAAAUUUGGGAAGGCUUUUGGACUCAAAAUAACAGUCUUUAGAACAAGCAUAUCCAAGAAAGAGGAAGCUUUGAGUGUGCUUGGUGCUGACAAUUUUGUUGUCUGUUCUGAUCAAGAGCAGAUGAAGGCUGUGUCUAAGUCUCUAGACUUUAUAAUUGACACAUCAUCUGGGGAUCACCCAUUUGAUCCAUACAUGUCACUUUUGAAGACUGCUGGUGUUCUAGUCCUUGUGGCUUUCCCUAGUGAAGUCAAAUUCAGUCCUGCAAACCUUAACCUGGGUAUGAAAAGCAUAUCCGGUAGUAUAACAGGUGGUAUGAGAGUGACACAAGAGAUGUUGGACUUCUGUGCUGCUCAUAAAAUUUUCCCCAAGAUAGAGUUAAUUCCAAUUCAGCAUGUGAAUGAAGCUCUUGAAUGGCUAAUAAACAAAGAUGUGAGGCUCGGUUCUGUCUGUGGUGGAUAUGGAUCUGCCAACCUUGAUCAAAGCUAAGUUUGAGUCACCCACAUCUCUUUUUCCAUAUCUCAAAGGUAGCCUCUGCUUUCUGCACUGCCCAUCAUUGAAAAAUGCAGUGUCACAAUUACAGUCCUGCAAACAAGCUCUCUCACAUUCUUCUUUCAUAGAUAAUGAGAGAACAGAAUACGAAUCAUCUUCCCAUCCGGUAUUGGAAAGUUCUCGAAUUCUUAUGUCUCUAUUAUCAUCUUUGCAACUUCCAGCAGUGAAAUUUCUCUCACAUCCAGCAGUCCAGUUAUUCUGCAUAACAGAUACAAAUCCUGGAAGACAUAUACAAUCUGGUUCCUGAUCAUUUAAAACACAAUAGCUAUUAAGGCCGCAGAGUCCUUUGGGGUCACACCUAUUAUUUGAGGAUGACCACAAAACUGACCAGUUUCCAUUCUGUGUCAGAUUGUAAAAGUACAAUCUGAAUAUCCCAUCAAAAUCAAUUCUCAUAGCGUAAAUUGAAUCUUUUGUGGGAUACCCUCCUUUUGUGAGAUUCUUUAUGUUGACACCGGUGGAAUUAAGCAAGUAGAGAUGGCCAUCAUGACCAAGAUUUAGUGUCACAUUAUUUCCCUGUCCAUUUGUACCGGAUGCCCAAUAAGAAUGUUCAGCAGUCAAAGGAGUUCCCACCGGAUACUGAACAAGGUGUCCAUCAUCUUGCAUAGCAAGCCGAAAAAUUCCUGCUGAGUGGUCAUUUUGUGAAGCAGCGGAAACCAGCUCCGAACCAGCUUCAAGACGUUGAGAAGGCAAAAGAGUAUCAGUUGGGUGCUCAAAACUCUGCCAUAUUAUAUCACGAUCAGCUGUGUAGAGCACAAAAUUGCCUGAAUCAAACAAGGAAGCUGAAGAAGCUGACUGUGGGAUAGAAAUAACUGAAAUGGUUUGGCCUUGUUCUUGCAACACAAGCCCAGAAUCGCUGGUAAAGAGCAAGGUAGCACUGCUAUUUACUGGUGGAUCAUCCCGGUUGGCAGUCCAGACAACCGUUUUCUGAGGAAUUCCAGCAAGAAAAACACCAACACCAUAACCAUUGCCUUGUGGAUAGAAUCCAAAGGCGUAAAGACCCGACGGUGAUAACCAUGAGGAGUUAGUGGUGGGGGUGAGGGAAGAAUCUAAUCUUAUAUUGGAUUGUCUUUGUUGAGCUGAGGCUGUGAAAAAUAAGGGGAGAAGCAGAAACAAUGAGACGGAAGCCAUUGAAAGGAUUUCACAUCUGCGCAUCUUUUGGGUUUGGCGUUUAUUAGUUUUCGUUUGCCAAUUUUAAGGUAUUUAAUUUGUUUCAAGAGCCGUGAAAAUGGAAGCAUUCAAAAGUAUUCAAGUCCACAUUCAGAAUCCUCCGUGCUUUUUACUCCAAAGCAUUCAAUACAACCACAGGAAGUCAAGGCAUUGGAAUGAAAACACCUAGUGUUCCUUUGAAAGUUCAAAAAGAAAA